UAGACACUGUUAACCAUCCAGAUCCAAAUGAAUCCAUCCAUAUAUUGUUAUUUCUCUUUCGAGAUGUAAUGAAGUCACUGCAUGUGGACCCAGAGGAGUCUGUGGAGAUUCAUAAGGACGUCAAGGCCAAACACUCCCUGGCUAUUCACUGGGGGACCUUCGCAUUAGCUCAUGAGUUUUACUUAGAGCCUCCAGUGAGACUCAGGGAGGCCAUGGAGAAGAAUGGGUUGAAUGUGGAGCACUUCUUUGUCCUGAACCAUGGAGAAUCCAGAGUGGAGGGGGGAGAAGGAGAAGGAGGGGGCGUUUGACUGAUCAGAUGGGCUACAUUGCCAUAAGCUGCAACAUGAAAGAGUUUGGACUUCUGACAAAGAGAUCUAAGCUUGGCGUUAUAGCGUUUGCCUGGUUAAAGGGCACUGAUGUACAUAUUUGCAACUUAAAAACAAAAAAAUGUUUUUAAUGCCAAGUGAUAAUGAUUGC
Oncorhynchus gorbuscha (pink salmon) is the source of this 477-nucleotide messenger RNA. Its product is annotated as N-acyl-phosphatidylethanolamine-hydrolyzing phospholipase D-like. Gene Ontology annotation, molecular function: N-acylphosphatidylethanolamine-specific phospholipase D activity. NCBI's taxonomy places the organism in Eukaryota, Metazoa, Chordata, Actinopteri, Salmoniformes, Salmonidae. Gene Ontology annotation, cellular component: membrane-bounded organelle; cytoplasm. The transcript has 2 exons. Gene Ontology annotation, biological process: N-acylethanolamine metabolic process; N-acylphosphatidylethanolamine metabolic process. Bases 69 to 308 code for a protein of 79 amino acids. The record is from RefSeq and is a predicted model, not a curated record.